Molecule: messenger RNA, 810 nt
Organism: Uncinocarpus reesii 1704
Lineage: Eukaryota; Fungi; Ascomycota; Eurotiomycetes; Onygenales; Onygenaceae
Exons: 2
Coding region: 1-810 (269 amino acids)
Biological process (GO): regulation of transcription by RNA polymerase II
Cellular component (GO): nucleus
Molecular function (GO): RNA polymerase II transcription regulatory region sequence-specific DNA binding; DNA-binding transcription activator activity, RNA polymerase II-specific
Source: RefSeq, a predicted model, not a curated record
AUGUCCGGCUACAACGGGCGUCGUGCCCCCAACUUUUCUCAGUACUUGAGUGACUUGAACACAGUACCAUCGCCCUACGACCAAGCUGUGCAGGAGGACCGAGAGAUUUUCGACGUUGAUGCUGAAUUGGCUCUCUUUACGAAUGCCGAGUUUCUCGAUUUUGACUCCAAAGGGGAUAUGUCAGGUCGUGUACCAGUCACCGCCCUAGGGGAGGACCAACACAACCCAGAAUCAACCUCGAAUCAAGAUGUCAAAUAUCUAGACAUGCUGAAUGUGGCUCCAGUCCAAGCUGCCGCAUAUUCAACCGUUUCGCAGCAACCCGCAAAUCACGGAAAUAACGUCACAGCUGCGCCUAUUCAACCCGUAUUCAACACAUCCGCCCCACCACAAGUCCAGCCCAGGAUACAGCCCACAACGAGCGCAGGGGCCAAGCGAAAACAAGACACUUCUUCUCUCGACGACGCCGCUCGGCAAGCCCAGGAAGAAGAUAAAAGGCGCCGAAACACAGCCGCCAGCGCUCGAUUCCGCGUCAAGAAGAAGGAAAGGGAGAAGAACCUUGAACGCACCGUCAAGGACGUCACCACCAAAAAUGCCGCUCUCGAAGCUCGCAUAAGCCAACUUGAGUUGGAGAACCGGUGGCUCAAAAACCUGAUCACCGAGAAAAACGGCUCCGCACUUACUGACGGCGAUAUUUCGGGCAUGUUCACCAAGUUUCAGGAGAGCAAGGAAGGGGCCACCGUUACUCAACAGCAACAGGGAGGUCAAGAAGUAAAAGCCGAAGCUACCACAGCGGAAACCAGAGCUUCGUGA